AUGGAUGAUCCAACGAUAUAUGAAGGAGUGUUUGACAACCUUAUGCAACAGAUUGAAGAAGGUGAAAAUGCAGAAGAGAUCGUGAGAAACAUAAAGGAAUCGACCCUUCAAGGACGUCUGAAAACAUCGGAGAAUCCAUCGUACUUUAUCAUGACCAUAAACAUGAGUAGUAACCACCAUGUAAAGGGAAGUGCACAGAAACGGAGGGAUCUGUUGUCAGUUAUUUUGCGUUCCGCCUUAACUGCAAUAAUUUUCUGCCAAGAACUACCAGGAAAAUUUAAGACAGAAGUUGUUCCAAAGGGGUACGAAUACAGAGAAAACAAACCUGAAGCAGCUGUGAUGUGGGAUAGCAAACAUUUUGACGGCUCAUCCGAGGGAUUAGAGACCGAUAACCCUGAAUUAACUGAAUUGUCGGAUAAGAAAGGCCAUGCAAGCGAGCUGCUGUCUAGAAUUUCGAUGGUCAAACUGACGCCUCUUGGGCAGGAACGUAACGAGAGUAUUCUGGCAGUUUCGUUUCACGGACCCUACAUCGGUAAAACCAAAAAGGAAAGAUCUGAGAUUUUCCAGAGUCUCGCGGAGUUUCUUGAUAAGGUGAUUAAAUUACGACGUAUACGCUCUUACAUCGUCGGUGGGGAUUUCAAUUUUGAUACUCAAGAAGUCGAACCCCCUAGAGAUGUGGUCAUCGCAUCUUUUGAAUCAUCCCCUCGGUCUCAAGAGAAGCAGAAAAAAUCGGCCAGAUUUAUACCGAACAAGGAUAACUUUCUUUGGUACCCGGACAAGGCUGUCAUCAAAGUCUCUUGGACAAGAGCCUUCGUGUUCGGAAAUGAAAAUGAUAAAAGCAGUGACCUAACUAAAGAAGACUACAAAACAGUCCACAAAUCACUGGCUAGUGAAAUAACGAAGAAGACCGAUGCAACCGCAAGCGGGGCAACCGGAACAACCAAAGCAAGUGAAGCAACUGAAGAAACCAAAGCGACAGAUUUGUUGGAUCACGAUCCUGUUGUAGGUGUUCUUGUCUUUCUUCCUCCUCCUAAAGAGGUUCGGCAAGAUCUCUCAAAAACUUUCGAAAACAUAUCGAUGUCAGACAGUCGAGAGGGAGCAGAAGCUGCUAAUCCAGGUACAGAAUAG
Messenger RNA from Pocillopora meandrina, 1128 nucleotides. NCBI's taxonomy places the organism in Eukaryota, Metazoa, Cnidaria, Anthozoa, Scleractinia, Pocilloporidae. The record is from the annotation of a GenBank genome assembly.